Eurypyga helias (sunbittern) is the source of this 817-nucleotide messenger RNA. RefSeq names its product latrophilin-3-like. The annotation marks the transcript as partial. NCBI's taxonomy places the organism in Eukaryota, Metazoa, Chordata, Aves, Eurypygiformes, Eurypygidae. The record is from RefSeq and is a predicted model, not a curated record. Gene Ontology annotation, cellular component: axon; membrane; glutamatergic synapse. Gene Ontology annotation, biological process: cell surface receptor signaling pathway; adenylate cyclase-activating G protein-coupled receptor signaling pathway; brain development. The transcript is spliced from 4 exons. Gene Ontology annotation, molecular function: G protein-coupled receptor activity.
GUGAAAUCAGGGUGGCUUUUGUGCUGUAUAACAACCUGGGCACCUAUCUCUCCACGGAGAACGCCAGCAUGAAGUUGGGAACAGAAGCAAUGUCGACUAAUCACUCCGUCAUUGUCAACUCCCCUGUCAUCACGGCAGCAAUAAACAAAGAGUUCAGCAAUAAGGUUUACCUGGCCGAUCCCGUGGUGUUUACUGUCAAGCACAUCAAGCAGUCAGAAGAAAAUUUCAAUCCAAACUGUUCGUUCUGGAGCUAUACAAAGCGUACAAUGACAGGGUAUUGGUCCACCCAGGGAUGUCGCCUCCUGACAACUAACAAGACACACACCACAUGCUCCUGCAAUCACCUAACCAACUUUGCAGUCCUGAUGGCACACGUGGAAGUUAAGCACAGCGAUGCAGUCCAUGACCUGCUCCUGGAUUUUAUCACGUGGGUUGGCAUCCUGCUCUCACUGGUCUGCCUCCUGAUCUGCAUCUUCACCUUCUGCUUCUUCCGUGGGCUGCAGAGCGACCGUAACACGAUUCACAAGAACUUGUGCAUCAGCCUCUUCGUGGCAGAACUCCUCUUCCUCAUUGGCAUCAACCGGACUGACCAGCCGAUUGCCUGUGCUGUCUUCGCUGCCCUCCUGCACUUCUUCUUCCUGGCGGCUUUCACCUGGAUGUUCCUGGAGGGAGUGCAGCUCUACAUCAUGCUGGUGGAGGUUUUCGAGAGCGAACACUCCCGGAGGAAGUACUUCUACCUGGUUGGCUAUGGCAUGCCUGCGCUGAUUGUGGCUGUAUCGGCGGCGGUCGACUACCGGAGCUACGGCACAGAUAAAGU